Molecule: messenger RNA, 3802 nt
Organism: Osmia lignaria (orchard mason bee)
Lineage: Eukaryota; Metazoa; Arthropoda; Insecta; Hymenoptera; Megachilidae
Source: RefSeq, a predicted model, not a curated record
AUUUUUGUGAAAAUUACAAAUGAAAUUGAAGCUUUAAAUUUAACUAUUAACUUAAUAGUUAAAUUGUAAAUAUUUUUGUACAUACAAUUAUAUUUAUUUCUGUGUAAUGUAUAGAAUAUCAAGUUCUAUUCAUUUUUACAUAAAUAACUGUAGUUCAUAAAUAAAAGAAGAAGAAUCAGAAAAUAUCCGAAUCUUCAACGAAUGCAACUUUCGUAACUAGGACUAGUUUAGACCUUGCUUUCACCAACCAAGAUAGGCUCAACCAAGUCGUGGCUUGAUCGUCGAACGCAUAACAUCGCGAAAACAUAUAUCCGGAGCAUCAUUGGUUUGUGAUUCGCGAUGAUAACACGACAAUUAACAUAAACUGUCAAGUUUUAAUCAAACCCAGAUCUUCUGGGUUAAAAUGUGGUGGAGCAACAAUUUUAUAAUUCUCGCCAUUUUAGUUUCAUUAGAAAUUUCAAGAUCUCAAACGCGAGAUGCCGGUAAUCACGAAUGUCUGCGAUUUUGUACUGAUGAGGCGCUUUCGAAAAAAUUAUGCCGCUACGAGUUCUACGUCGGUGAAUUAUCUAGCACGAUCAGUUCCCAUAACAGAUCCAAGGUCAAGGACGACUCUAGAAUUCCAUCAAAAAGUUUUCUGGGAAUUAAUGGAAAAAGUCCCGGUCCACAAAUAGAGAUUUGCUUUGGGGAUACAAUUGAAGUACUUUUGUACAAUAGAUUAGGAUCCGAAGAAUUAUCUUUACAUUGGCAUGGAUUACGACAAAAAGGGUCCGCUCAUAUGGAUGGUGUACCGAUGGUUACACAAUGUUCAAUAUUACCAUUUGGUGGUUUUCGAUACAAAAUAAAACCGGAAAGAAUUGGUUCAUACAUCUAUUACGCACAUUCAGUUUCACAGCAAGCGGACGGCGUGUACGGGUCGUUGACAGUUCGAGGCCCACAGGAUGACCCUAGCUUGGAAAGGAUACUUCUGUUGUCAUCAAGGCCACCAACUCCUCUGUCGUGGCAUUCGCACCUACAUCCACCUACGCCAGGUGUACUUCUCUUAAACGGCCAGACCGAUGGAACGAUCUUGAGAGUUAAUCAUGGCGCACAAUAUUUGUUACGACUGGUCAACGCGAACGCGUACAACUGCCCCGUACGAAUAUCCAUUUCCAGACAUGAUUUUCGUGUGUCUGCUGCUGAUGGGAACGUGGUUGAUUCGGUGACAGGCAGACACAUCGUUUCGUAUCCUGGUAAGUUGUGGAACGAGCCAGAGACGAACGAUACGCGCCUCGGCAUGGAGUGGACCCGCGACAAAACCCUCGAGCUACUGCGCGAGUAUCAACAGAGACGCGUACUCUGGGACUGGAAUGCACGCGGUUAUCGGGACCGUACGAAGCGUAAACGCGCUAUCCAAGAACUCGCCGAGAUACUCUGCUGUAACACGCUCGAGAUCGAGAAGAAGAUCACCAAUCUGAAGUGCCAGUAUUCGAGGGAGGUUCACAAGAUACAGAAUAGCCGGGACGCCGCCACCGGACCCGACGAUGUUUACGUGUCCAAGUGGUUCGCAUUCAAGGCGAUGCAGUUCCUGCAAUUCGGCACGCGUAGAUACAGCAAGAGGAAGAAGAAAACCGAGGAGGAAACAUCGAAACUGCAAGAGGAAUACAUAGUGAGCGACAUUGAUCCCGAGAGCAUCACCUUCAUAGACUGCAACGAAGAAACGAACGGUUCGGGGACCGGUUCUUUCAACGCCUCCCUGAGCGAGGACGCCGAGGAAUCGUCGUCGUCGAGUUUGAAAGCAAUGGAGCUUUACAACGGUUCCUUGCAGGACCAUUAUAACAGUCCGAUCGUUGAUUUGGACGAGUCUGGGCAAACUAAAGUUGAAACCACGACGGAUGAACGGAAGAGAACGAAAGAGGAGUUUGCUAAAUUUGCUGAGAGCAUCGCUGUGCAGUUAGCAGAGAUCCCAGACUCUUAUUCGAGAUCCGUGGCAAAGCUAAGGAUCAAUCAGAUCCUUUUCGAGGCUGAAAUCGGUAUUUACGCGCAAACACGUGAGAGAAUGGACGUAAUCGUGGAAACAAAUCAACCCUCUGGCAAGUACUUGAUCGAUAUAAAGGGCCUUCAAGAAUGUCAAAACCUUCGUCAGGAAGCUUUUAUCCUUUAUAACGACGUACAACCAGAUUCCGCAAUAAUAAAGGACGAAGAACUAUCGAAAAUCGAUGACCAUGCAAUAGCGAACAAGGGCUACGAUUGUCAUGAGAUAUCAAAGAAUUUCAUAUGUGCGUUGGAUUUGAAAGGAUCAAAGGGAACAUCGAACGAGAUUUAUGCUGAUCAAGUUAUUUAUAUUCCAUUCGACGUAAACGUUUUCCCAUUUUUCACUGAUGAACUGUCUGACAACAGAUAUAAUGUAUAUGGAUGCGCUUUUUAUCCUUCUUAUCUAAGUAUGAAUAAAAAUGGGAUAAAAAUUAUGCAAAUUAAUGGAAUAACGUUCAAGUAUCCUACAUCUCCAUUAUUAUCACAACCAGAGAAUAUACAAGAAGAAUCAAUUUGUUCUCUUGAGAAGCCUUCAAAACAGUGUGCUUAUACUCCACUGUUCUGUGAAUGUACUCAGAUCAUUGAAGUUCCAGCCAGAAAAUACAUCGACAUUAUCUUGAUAGAUGAAGGUUUUGGUGGAAACGUUUCUCACACGUUUCAUAUGCAUGGCUAUAAUGCCAGUAUCCUAGGAAGAGGUACUUUCGAAAGACCAAUUAGUAAGGAUGAAAUUGUAUUUUUGGAUCGUAACAGACAAUUGCAUCGUAAUAUCGUAAAUCCUCCUAAAAAAGACAGCUUCGUUGUGCCAAAUAAGGGCUACGUUAUUCUUCGCCUGUUUACUAAUAAUUUAGGAUACUGGUUGUGGGAAGCGAGAAGUACAGCAAUUUCUCCAAAAAUGUCUGGACCCGGUAUGCAAUUUCUAUUAAAAGUAGGAAAUCGCGAAAGUUUUGUACCAAUUCCCUUGGAUUUCCCUACCUGUGGAAAUAAUAAACCUCCGGACUUGGUGUUCGAAAUUAACUGAUUCAUUACUACACUAAAUAUAAUUUAUUGUAUUAUUUUGUAUUUAUUUUAUAUUUCUUCCUAGUACGAUAAAUUAUAUUCUCCUAGAGAAAUGAUUUAGCACCGUUUUAUAAAUAAAAGGGAACAACAUAAAACUAAUACUUGAAGUAACGAGGAGAAGACUUGUUUAUUAUUCAACAUAACAUAGAAUACAGUAAUUGUUUAUUAAAAUUGUGGAUAUCGGAAGCCGUAAAAUUCGUUCAGAGUGUGCAAUGGUGGUUUCCAAUUAUUACAUUCUGGGAAAUCAGGUGGAACUGGUGGAAGAUCUUCUAAAUCGCCUACAUGGAUAACCAAUUCCAUUCCAGUGAGAUGAUGCCAAGUGAAGUGGCAAUGAAGUAGCCAAUAACCUAUAUCAGAAUAACGGUAAUCUGUACCUGGAUUAUUUGCUUUAAAGCGUAAAAUCACAUAUCCGCCCGUUGGGAUCUUAACAGUAUCUUUGCCAGGUGGAUUUGUGUAUUCUCCUCGUUGAAGACGUUCCGUGUGCUGAUCAAUUAUUUGGUCUAUAUCUGCUUUUGAUAUAUUUCUCAUGUCAGCAAAUUGACCUAUGCUAAAUACUCUGAAUUCGUAACCGUGCAAAUGGAAUGGAUGAUGAAGAUCAGUCAGUGGCACUGAAAUAUUAUUCAAUGUUUAAUAUACUGAACAAGGUACUACGAAAACAUAGAAAAAAACACUUACCUUCAUCGUAAAUUAUAAGUUCAAUAACAUUGUUUAAUUUUGAAUGAAUAACUUGAGUGCA